AUGGCUCCAGAAGACUCCGACUCGGUCCCGGCCUGGACCACAAACAAUGCUGCCAGCUCCAUGGAGCCUGAGGAAGUCAUCUGGGAAGAGGGACACCACUUGACUUCGCCCAAGGGUAUUAUAGUCAAAGCCAUUCAACUAGGGAACAUCUAG
Messenger RNA from Anthostomella pinea, 153 nucleotides. The record is from the annotation of a GenBank genome assembly. NCBI's taxonomy places the organism in Eukaryota, Fungi, Ascomycota, Sordariomycetes, Xylariales, Xylariaceae.